AUGACGGGCGGCGUGAAAUGCAACGCGUCCUUCAGGGCGGCACUGGACGGAGACGAUGACAACGGCGACCCUGCGUCCGGCAACGAGCCGUGUCGCAAUGGGAACGACACGAAGUCCGCAUCAGGCACACUCACGACCAGCAUGGCCGGGCGCCCGAUUGCUGUCGAGUUGUGUGAUGACGAUGAGGAUUUGGAUGCCGUUGCCGUUGCCAUGCAACGAAAAGACGAAUGCCUGCAUGGCUCAUCGGGCCGGAAAAAGGCGGCCUGUAGCCCCUUGUCUCGUCGCGCUGCACGACGCACCAGGCCGCGUCUCAGUCCGCUCGCCACGCCGUCCUCGACGAGCAGCCCAUCCAGUGGUACAGAAACGGAGUCCGUGUCCACCAAGGCCAGCUUGCCGCACUCCAGACACCACAGACUCACCCGCUGA
This is a messenger RNA of Notodromas monacha, 426 nucleotides long. NCBI's taxonomy places the organism in Eukaryota, Metazoa, Arthropoda, Ostracoda, Podocopida, Cyprididae. The record is from the annotation of a GenBank genome assembly.